CCCACCACAUCUUUGUACUCUGUCCCAAUCACUGCAAAUCCUUGCGACUCUUUUAACCACCUACAUCUGUUAUAGACCGAGAGCAGGGGCUCCGUCUGAGCCCUAAAUGACCGAGUCAGAAUUCUGACUCUAAAUUCAUAACAUGUCCUUUUUACUUUCAUGUUUUGCUUAUUGAGGAAAAAAGAGAUCAAAGUCGUUUUCUCAGGGUGACAUUGUCCCCGACUUAUACGAGCGAGCAAUCAGAGGAGGGCACUGGUGACGUGCAGGGAUGUGAGAGAGUUUCGGAGGGCAGCUGUCUUAGUUGCAGAGGCCAAAGGGCAUCAACUUCUGUUUCUCUUUUGGCUUUUCUCAUCCUACUUUCUCAUUCAGCAAAUUCGGUUAUUGCCUUCUUCUUCUUCUUUUUUUCUGUUUCCUAUUUUCAUGUCAUUUUCCCCAUUAUUAUUAUUAGAAAACCUCAUCUAGAACGACCACUUUUUUUAUGCCAACUGAUGGAAAUUUGAUGGCUUUUUCUGGGUCUAAUGAUACCUGAUACUCUCACAACCCAAAGCUUUUUUGCCUCUCUUCCUUUUCAUAGAUAACCAAAAAUCCCCUCAUUUUGUUUUCUUCUAAGAUUGGGAUAUCUGGUUUUUCCUCUUUUUGUCUCUAUCAUAUCUUCUUUAAACGUUUUUUGCUCGAGAUGGUGUUGAUCCGUUCAGGGUUCUAGAUUAGUUUGCAGUACUGAGAAGAUCUCAAGUUGGUGUCACUGGGAAAGAAAGAUGAGUGGAGCUGUGCUUGUGGCUAUUGCUGCUGCUAUUGGGAACUUACUGCAAGGGUGGGAUAAUGCAACCAUCGCAGGAUCUGUUUUGUACAUAAAGAAGGAAUUUAAAUUGGAAAGUGAGCCUACUAUUGAAGGCCUAAUUGUGGCCAUGUCACUUAUUGGGGCCACUUUAAUCACUACGUGCUCUGGGGCCAUCGCAGAUUAUCUAGGCCGCCGUCGUAUGCUGAUAAUCUCAUCAGUCCUUUAUUUUGUUAGUGGUCUUGUGAUGUUGUGGUCUCCUAAUGUUUAUGUCCUACUCGUGGCAAGGCUUUUAGAUGGAUUUGGGGUUGGUUUGGCUGUUACUUUGGUACCAGUGUAUAUAUCUGAGACAGCUCCCCCUGAAAUAAGAGGAUUGUUGAAUACUCUUCCCCAGUUCACAGGAUCUGGUGGAAUGUUCCUGUCAUAUUGUAUGGUUUUCGGGAUGUCGUUGAUGGAGUCACCCAGCUGGAGAUUAAUGCUCGGGGUUCUUUCUAUACCAUCUCUUAUUUAUUUUGCAUCGACUAUAUUCUACUUACCCGAAUCUCCACGAUGGCUUGUGAGUAAGGGACAAAUGCUUGAGGCCAGGCGCGUUUUGCAGAGGCUGCGUGGAAGAGAAGAUGUCACUGCUGAGAUGGCUUUACUGGUUGAGGGACUUGGAGUCGGGGGUGAAGCAUCGCUGGAGGAGUACAUUAUUGGCCCAACCGACCUCACUGAUGACCAGGAUAUAUCUGCCCAGAAAGGCCAAAUCAAGUUAUAUGGCCCUGAACAAGGUCUUUCCUGGGUUGCCAGACCUGUCACUGGGCAGAGUAAUCUUGGUAUCGUGUCACGACAAGGAAGCUUGGCAAACAAGAGCAUGGCUUUUAUGGAUCCUCUUGUUACUCUCUUUGGCAGCGUACACGAAAAGCUCCCUGACACUGGAAGUGUGCAAGGGAGCACACUUUUCCCACAUUUUGGCAGCAUGUUCAGUGUGGGAGGGAAUCAACCUAGGAAUGUUGAGUGGGAUGAGGAAAGUCUCGCUAGAGAGGAUGAAGAAUACCACUCUGAUGCUGAUGCUGAUGCUGGUGGAGGCGAUUCUGAUGACGACUUGCGUAGUCCAUUGAUUUCACAUCAGACAACAAGCAUGGAUAAGGAUAUGGUUGCGCCUGCUCAUGGAAGUAUUGCAAGCAUGAGACAUGGCAGUGUGAUGCAAGAAAAUGGAGAACCAGUUGGCAGCAUGGGAAUUGGUAGUGGCUGGCAGUUGGUGUGGAAAUGGUCCGAGAGAGAAGGUCUAGACGGUAAGAAGGAAGGAGGAUUCAAAAGAAUUUAUUUACACGAAGAGGGUACUCCGGGUUCUCGGCGUGGGUCUUUAGUCUCUAUCUCUGGUGCCGAUGUCCCUAUAACUGGUGAAGUUAUACAGGCUGCUGCUGUGGUGAGUCAACCAGCUCUUUAUUCCAAGGAGCUUUUGAAUCAGCAUCUAGUUGGACCAGCUAUGAUUCACCCAGCUGAAACUGCAGCUAAAGGACCUGGUUGGAAAGACCUCUUUGAACCAGGAGUAAAGCGUGCAUUGGCUGUUGGGAUUGGGAUUCAAAUACUCCAACAGUUCUCUGGCAUAAACGGUGUUCUGUACUACACUCCACAAAUUCUUGAGCAAGCAGGUGUAGGAAUCCUUCUUUCUAACAUGGGCAUUGGCUCUGCCUCGGCAUCCCUGCUUACCAGUGGCGUUACAACUUUGUUAAUGCUCCCCUGCAUAGCUAUAGCCAUGAGGCUUAUGGAUAUAGCUGGAAGAAGGAGUUUGCUACUCAACACAAUUCCUGUUCUUAUAGUAUCUCUCGUUAUCCUUGUCCUCGGAAGUGUUGUGAAUUUUGGCAAAUUUGUAAAUGCAUCAAUCUCAACUGUCUGUGUUGUGGUCUACUUUUGCUGCUUCGUUAUGGGUUUUGGGCCUAUCCCCAAUAUUCUCUGCGCUGAGAUAUUCCCCACAAGGGUCCGUGGCAUUUGUAUUGCCAUAUGCGCCCUUACAUUUUGGGUUGGCGACAUCAUAGUCACAUACACACUCCCUUUCUUGCUUAAAUCCAUUGGGCUUGCUGGUGUUUUUGGGAUGUAUGCGGUUGUGUGCGUCAUAUCGUGGAUCUUUGUCUUCCUAAAAGUCCCAGAAACGAAAGGCAUGCCCCUUGAAGUCAUCACUGAGUUCUUCUCCAUCGGAGCAAAGCAAGUUGACGUAAUAAACGAGUGAGUUUGAUCACCGACGAAUAGACAGUUUUGAUGACUCUUGAUACAUGUUGGUUUUGGUUGGCUUUUCUUUCUGUUCUGUAAAAGAAGAAAAGACGUAAUUUUUCAUCAGCUCUUGUGAAGGAAAUUAGACGGGUCUCAAGGUCCACAACGGUAUGUGACUUUCCUUCUGUGAAAUUUAUGGCAGCGAUUUUUGAUGAAAGAAA
Molecule: messenger RNA, 3186 nt
Organism: Tripterygium wilfordii
Lineage: Eukaryota; Viridiplantae; Streptophyta; Magnoliopsida; Celastrales; Celastraceae
Product: monosaccharide-sensing protein 2-like
Exons: 7
Coding region: 756-2984 (742 amino acids)
Biological process (GO): transmembrane transport
Cellular component (GO): membrane
Molecular function (GO): myo-inositol:proton symporter activity
Source: RefSeq, a predicted model, not a curated record